CAGAUUCCAGUUGACAGGAAUAGAGAGGGGAAUAAAAUUGGGGGUAAUGAAGAUAGCCCUCAAUUUCGAAGGUCCAAAAUCUAUUAUUUUUUUUUAUUAUUUGUUUAUUACUAAAAAUCUGUGGGUAAUGAUUGUCUCGUGAAAUAAAAUAAUAAAGAAAAAUGUAUGUUUCUUGAUGUGUAAAAUGAAAAUUAAUUCAGACAGAUGAAAUUUAUUAAAAUGAAACACAAUAAUAAUGAUAGUGUGCUGUCAAAUCACAGAAAGUUGAUAUGCAAAUAAUAGUUGAAGUUCGUUGAUAAAAGUGAAAGAAAAGGAAUCAAGGAAUUGCGAAUAUAUCUUCUAUUUCACUUCAAAAUGCAACAAGAAGGCACCCCAAAAUUCUUAAAAUUUCAUCAAGGAAGAGUGAGGGGUGUCGCUUUCAGUCCGCGGGAUCGGUAUUUAUUUUGCUCGGGAGGUUACGAUGGCAAAGUUAAUCUCUACUCUGCUUUGCGAAUGGAAUUACUUACAUGUUAUCAGAUAACUGCAAUGACCCAAACACAAAAUGUCAAUGCUGUAAGAUUCACUUCAGACGGUUCUAGGGUUUUGGCUGCAACUAAUGCAAGAAGAUUAGUCGUCGUGGAUGUUGAAAGAGGAGAACAACUUUUAGCUUAUGACAAUUGUGCGUUUAAUGGAAACGGAAAUCGAACUGGAUUAGCUACUGAUCCUGCGGGUCCAAAUUUAGCAAUUUCUGUUGCUGUCAAUGGAAAAGGUCUCACUUUAGUUGAUCUUCGAAUGCCACUGCCCUUAGAUUUUGUUUAUGACCUACAUGGAUCUGUUAUAAGAGACAUUUGCUUCUUACCUUCAUCAUGGCCGUGGCAAAAUUCUAUUCUAACCGGAGGAUCUGAUGGCACUUGCAAAGUUUCAUCACCUGAUGGCAGAGUGUUUCAUACUUUUCAAACUGGACAUACAGUUAAUACAGUUUGUGUAACUCCUGAGCCAUUUUGUAGAAGUGCAGAGGAUGGAUUUUACAGCUUAAUCAUGAGUGGCGGUGAUCUGGUUUCGGCUUAUGUUCCCGACACUGGAAUUCAAGAGCAUCUCAAGGAACAAAAAGAUUCGCCAAUUUGGAAAAUGAGAUAUACUUCAAACGGUAGUACGCUUUUUUCUGUCUGUGAUGGGGGAAUUUUGAGACGCUACAGAAGAUAUCCUGAUCAUCAUGAAUAUCUGGGAGAGGUUUAUCGUCACAAAGGAGAUAUUCAAGACGUAGAUGUUUCUCCAUACGAUGAAUAUAUUGUUACUGCCUCAAAAGAUCAAAGUGUUGGAGUUCUUUUGCUGGGUCCUCCAAAUCACGGGUUCACUGAGUACACAGAAUUAACAUGAUACCGGUUUCUAAAUGAAAUCCGUCCUUGUCAUUUUUUAUGUAGAGCUCACACUGUGAAAAACUGUCAAAAAGAAAACUGAGAACCUGAAAAAUUACAAUUUAUAUAAUGUGAAACAGAAACAGUGAUUAAGUCCAGUGUAUCCUGUGAAAACUGUAUACACAGCCUUGGGAAAAAAAUCGGUUGUUCAAGAAUUUUUGAUGUGUGUGUGUUUGUGGCUUAUUUAUAUUUUGUACAGAAUCCAAAAAAAUUGUUGUUACUGAUGUUAUAAUUUUACGAAAAAAUGUUAAGGUAAAUGAUGUACAAUGUACAAUAUUUAUGAUAUAUAGAGAAACGAUUGUUUCGAUAAGAUCAGCUCAUUUCCAUUGAUAAAAAAAACCUCAACAUAUGUUUAGAACUCUCUCAAGUAAUUUAAUUAUUAAAUGUUCGUGUAAAUUUUGUGCGUUCUCCAACGAUUCGUUGAAUUAAUACUGCAAUCUUUCUCAAAUAAAGUUUAUAAGGUAAUUUUGUUACCUUUAUUUGCUCAUUAUUUUAAUCGCUGUAGUGAGUUUUUACUUCAGUCCAAAUGUUUUAAAUAAGUUACAUUGUGAAUUGAAAAUUUAAAUUUAUUUAAAGUUUUAUGAAAGAUGAAUGAAAGUUUGCGAAAAGCCGUGGUUAUGGAAAUAAAUAUAGUUUUUUUCCAAUUUAACGCGGAUUUGCGUUUUUAAGCUCUACAAGCCUGUCAGUCCAUUCUCGCUGGAAAUUUUGAAGUUUUCGGCGAUAAACGCUUUUAUUCACAUGUUCAUUAUCUUUCUGGCAGUUUGUGUUUUGUUUAAUAAUGAAAAAUAGACUAACUUCA
Molecule: messenger RNA, 2193 nt
Organism: Leptopilina boulardi
Lineage: Eukaryota; Metazoa; Arthropoda; Insecta; Hymenoptera; Figitidae
Exons: 6
Coding region: 355-1356 (333 amino acids)
Molecular function (GO): protein binding
Source: RefSeq, a predicted model, not a curated record